Molecule: messenger RNA, 5279 nt
Organism: Gopherus evgoodei (Goodes thornscrub tortoise)
Lineage: Eukaryota; Metazoa; Chordata; Testudines; Testudinidae
Gene: SLC45A2
Product: solute carrier family 45 member 2
Exons: 7
Coding region: 55-1704 (549 amino acids)
Biological process (GO): transmembrane transport
Cellular component (GO): membrane
Molecular function (GO): sucrose:proton symporter activity
Source: RefSeq, a predicted model, not a curated record
CUAGAACAAACCUUCUCUGAGCCACUUACAGGAACUUCAGGCUUACCUAGUCCAAUGACUUUAACGAAACAGGAUUACAGUGCGGGACUUCCACCACCAUCCGAGCUGGGCAUUGCUGGCAUGGACAGCAGCAGAGGGAAGGAAGAAUCUGUGCUGGAAUCCUUGGCAGGAGGAGACCCUUUUGGAUCAGUGGAGCCUGUCAAAAAGUCCUCGGGAAGGCUGAUUAUGCACAGCAUGGCCAUGCUCGGCCGGGAGUUCUGCUAUGCUGUGGAGGCUGCCUUUGUCACACCGGUGCUGCUCAGCGUGGGGCUGCCCAAGAGCCUCUACAGCCUGGUGUGGCUCAUCAGCCCUAUCCUGGGCUUUGUGCUGCAGCCUGUGGUGGGAUCAGCCAGUGACCACUGCACCUCUGGCUGGGGCAAGCGGCGCCCUUACAUCCUGGCUCUGGGCUUUCUGAUGUUGCUGGGUAUGGCUUUGUAUCUCAAUGGGGACAUGAUGGUCUCAGCUUUGAUCCCUGAGCGAGGCAAGCAGAGGACCUGGGCUAUAGUCAUAACCAUGCUGGGCGUUGUGCUCUUUGAUUUUGCCGCUGACUUUAUUGAUGGUCCCAUCAAAGCAUAUUUAUUUGAUGUUUGCUGUCAUCAGGACAAAGAGAAGGGUCUUCAUUACCAUGCUCUCUUCACAGGUCUGGGUGGUGCCCUGGGUUACCUAACAGGUGCUAUGGAUUGGGGGAAUUCUGUACUAGGAAGAUUUUUGGGAUCGGAGUUCCAGGUGAUGUUCAUCAUUGCAGCUUUGGUUUUCCUAAUCUGUCUUACUGUACACUUGUGCAGCAUUCCCGAAGCCCCUCUCAGAGAUGACAAUACAGAAACUAAGCUCUUGCUGAAAGUGGAUGGAUCCUCCAAGUAUGGUUCCAUCGAGCGCGUCAACAAUGGUUAUUUAAAACCAAAAUAUGCUGAAAAAAGGACUUUAUCUGAGUUGGGGAAAUCCACCGAAACACCACAGACACAGGUUCAGACACGGAUGACCGUUAAAUGCCUUCUGAAGGCACUUUUAAGUAUGCCUUCCCACUAUCGCUGUCUGUGCGUCAGCCACCUCAUCGGGUGGACAGCUUUUCUUUCCAACAUGCUCUUCUUCACUGACUUCAUGGGACAGAUAGUAUACCACGGAAAUCCUUAUGCGCCACAUAACUCCACAGCUUACCUUACUUAUGAAAGAGGAGUCGAGAUUGGAUGUUGGGGCAUGUGCAUCAAUGCAAUUUCUUCAUCGCUCUAUUCCUACUUGCAAAAAGCUUUUCUGCCUUAUAUCGGAUUAAAGGGACUUUAUUUCAUUGGAUACCUGCUUUUUGGGAUAGGCACUGGGUUUAUUGGACUGUUUCCCAAGGUAUAUUCUACUCUGGCUCUGUGCUCGCUCUUUGGAGUCAUGUCCAGCACGCUGUACACUGUCCCAUUCAACCUCAUUGCAGAAUAUCACAGGGAGGAAGAGAGUCAAAAGGAGCAGAAUGGAGGAGAAGCUGAGGCCCCUGGAAGAGGGAAGGGAAUUGACUGCGCGGCUCUCACUUGCAUGGUGCAGCUGGCACAGAUCGUUGUUGGAGUGGGUCUGGGGUUCUUGGUCAGUGCUGCGGGCAGUGUAAUUGUGGUUGUGAUUUGUGCAUCUGCUGUGGCAUUAACAGGCUGUUGCUUUGUUGCUUGUUUUGUUCGGUAUGUAGAAUAGAACAGUGCAUAAAUGAAGGAAGAAAUCCCCAUGGGAACAUUGUCAUUCUUGAUCUAUAUCCAUUGGGUGCAGUUUCUACACUGAUAUUUUUAUAGCAUGCUCUUGUUUCAUUGGCUGGAGUGGUUACAAUUCCAGGGCAUUAUUUCUCCACAGAGUGGAAAUACGUGGUAAAAUUGGUGGCCUCACUUCUCAGGCUGUAAUAUCUCUCCAUGACUUUCCUUCCUCUGCCUCAAUUUUGUGUUAACAUGUAAGCCACUUUCAGACAUGGCAGUGUAAUGCUCUUGAUCAUUAGUGGUAAUGCUCAUCAUUAGCCAAGCUGGAGAGGAGAAGAGAUGAAAUGUGUGGCAAAAAGAAUGUAUCCAGUAAGAGUGAAAGCUGGGGUUACUGAUCCCAAACUCCAAGGAGGUACUUUUAAGAUGGGGGUUCUUAACCUAGGGUCGUGGUCCCAAGGAGGUGUCAAGGAGUCACCCCCAGUGCUCAGUUUGUUUCAGGCUGAGCCCCGGCACGUCUGGGCUUGGCAGUUCAUAGCCCCGGCACCUCUAGGCUUGUCACAUCAGUUAUGAAAGUAAAAAAAUUGCUUGAGCUCCGCACCUAAUUGCUUGAGCCCCAGGACCUUCAUUAGAGAUUAAGCACUGGUCACAACCACUGUGUCCUUCCAGUAUUGACAAAGGGGUUCCAGCUAGAUAAGGAGCAGGCAUAGUAUGGAAAAGUGGAUCCUGGUGUGGAAAAAGUUGAGAAGUCCUGCUUUACAGUAUAUCCCACUACUGGACAGCUUUAUGUAGUAUAUUGUGCUUAUAUAAAUGUGAAAGAAAAACUGAACAAGAUUUUCAAACAUGGAUGCCUAGAGACGAGCUCCUAAGUCCAUAUUGAGGCACCUCAAUAGGGAAUCGGUGGGAAGCUGUUGGGAGUUGAGCACCUUUGAAAAUCUAGUCCCUUGUUUAAAUGUCUAAAAUUAGGCACUCAUUUUAAAAAAAUCUUGGCCAAAAAUUCUAAAAUCUGUGAGCCACCUAAAAUGUUCGAGUUAUAUAGUACUUACCUUAACCGAAUGAAUUCAGACCUGUUUGCUCUCCUCUUUUGCACAUCAGAAUCUAACUUGAUCAAAUUCUUGUUUUGCUUCUUUCACAGCAUUCAACAGAAUAUUAUUGUAACUUAAUUCAGUUCCACAAAGCAUUACCAUGAAUUGUUCUAUAUCCACACGUCAAACCAAUAUAUGAAAUCCUAUAGGCAAACCAGUCUACUUUUAUUUGAGUACAGAGCUUGCAUCUUUAUUUUCAUUAAAACACCAGAAUUUGUUACAGGGAGCUUCUGAAUCAUUCCAUCCAGAUUCAAGUCAGUUUCAAAUUAGACCAUAAAAGCUUAAGAUUAAAGAUAUCUGAAUGAGCUUUAGAGACCUGAUUCUGUAUUCCUGACUAACUGGAGUCAAGUUUGGGAUACUUAAGAAAUACUGGACCAGACCUGUUAUUAAGUUGUAUUCCUGGCUAAAAUGUAUCCAAAAGGAGCAUUGAGCUGCUUGCUUCCAAAGUGCAGCAUUUGUUUUUAAGGUGAAGUGUCUUUAUUUGUGGAGUGCAUCUCAGCCACUGAGAAGGUAGUGUAGGACCUGUCCUUGGAGCAGAAGACUGUCUAGAAUGGCAUGCGGGCAGCUGACUGAGUGGGACUUUGAUACCCUGGAAAGGGAAGACUAUACAGGGAGCUGGCCAGAGGGCUGAGACAUGAAGAGGGAGAGCUGCGAGUCCUGGAGAGCAAGGGGUGGAGGAGGCGGUGUGAACAACAGUUGGAAGAGGGGCAUCGGACCUAAGUGGAGCUAAUUCCCUGAUCUAGCUGCUAGGAGGCACCCAACAGUAAGCCCUUUGAGGUCAAUUAUCAAACAUGUUUCCUUGCCGACAUUUGGGAUUUCAGUGAAGACUCAUACUGGGGAAUUCCAGUCUCAAUCCUUGGGCAUCUUCAUGGUGUACCUUCCCACCCACCCCCAACAUUGUUCUCAUCCCUCCUGACAGCACAGCUUAUGACAACACCCCCCCAUUGCAUUGCUGCCCAUUAACCUCUCUCCCUUUUUACCUCUGCUGUGUGACUAUGGAGAGAGAACACCAGUGGAAUCAGGCUGGGUGGCUUGUCAGCUCUGCAGCAUGUUCUCUCCCCUUCCACCUGAUCUUGCUGAAGUCCAUUUACCAAUGCUGUGUUGCAUUUGUGCUCCCAUAGCCAGAGAUGAGACAGAAAUUAAAACACAUCCUCUACUUCUUUAAGACUCCAGAGUAAUAUUCCCGCUUGUUUCCUACACAAAAAGGCAUCCACCCAAAAAUACAAAUAUCCUGAUUAGAAAAAUGGAAAAAUUCCAGGUGUAUGCAUUGUGUGGAAAACCUUUUAAAUGGCACCAAAACCAAUCUUAAAUAUUACAGAUCCUAAGCAGGAAACAAAGGUUCGCUUCAGCACUUUGAAAAUGUUACAGAUAUUGAACAUGUUCACUGUUGUACCAUUCAUUUCAAGGGUUCCACCAAUUCUGCCUUUUUAAUUUUAUUUCAAUGAAUGGACCAAACUAUAAAUAGUAUCAGUUACUGCAUUUAAUAGCAGACUGAUGGGUGCUUUUAACUGAAUAACAUGGGCUAUGAGGUCAAGAAGGCAUUGAGUUUGGUACUGGUCAUCCAGUUUUACCCCAAUAUAAGUAGGCUCCAUUACAUCAAGACCUGAUGUAGAGUAUAACCAAAUAGAGAGAGAGAGAGAGAGAUUGAGUAGGCAUGUAUGAGUGUGUAGGCAGGCACCCUUUCCAGGUGUUUGUCUAACCCAGUUGUUCUCAACCCAUGACCUGUGGGCUGCUUGUGGCCCAAUCAUCACACAGCUGUGGCCCAUGUGACAUCCUCAGCGCCAUACAGGAAGAAUAUGUAUUUACACAUGGGAGAAUUCUGUGCCACUGUGCAUGUGCAGAAUUCAUGUCCGGUGGAGAAUUUUUUUUCCGCAGAAAAUACAUUCUACCUGAGAAAUGCUGCAGUUCUGCCUUUCACCCACCAGAGGCUAUUGUGGCACCAGAACAGCUAGCAGCUGGCUACCUUUGUCAAAGCACCCUGCCCAUUGAGCCAGGUUAGAACAGACAGAGUGGGGCACGUGGGGCACACGGGGCUGCUGGGGGGUCACAGACUGGGGUUCAGAAUGGCUAGCUGACGGGACAGACUAGGGUUUGGGCUCAGGAGCUAGUGGAGCGACAGCAUUGAGUCAGGGGCUGAAUGGGAGGGGUGCUGCAGGGUCACAUGGGGCAAGAGGGAGGGGGCUCCAGGGACACAUGGGGAAGAGGGGUAGAUGUGCCCAACUGAAUGGGGGAGGCUCCACAAUUCCCUAACAAUCCCCCCGCCUCAAACAAAACCCUGUUCCAUACUUCUCCCACCUACCCUCUAGAUUCACUUCCAGGCUCCUUUCCUCUCCCUCAGCUCUUCUGUUACUUCAGCUCCCCCAAGCCUUUGCACUGCUUCUGAGGAAUGCAAGAAAUACAUUUCUGUACUGCAGUUUAAAUGAAUUAUUCAAAGUUCUGUACUAAUAUGCCUAGUAAUGAAUCUAUUUGUCAUAAAAACAUUUUGUUUUCUGUAUUGUUA